GCGGUGACGUCUCUGCAGCGAUGGCGCCCACGCGGCCGCCCGAUCCCCAGAAAAGUGUGGAAGAUGAAAUUGAAUCCAUUCUGCAGGAGCGAAUAAUGGUUUUGGAUGGGGGCAUGGGGACCAUGAUUCAGCAACAUGCCCUGAUAGAAGAGGAUUUCCGAGGGCAUGAAUUUAAAGAUCAUUCCAGGCCUUUAAAAGGCAAUAAUGACCUUCUUAGUAUAACUCAACCUGAUAUAAUCUGUGACAUACACAAGGAGUACUUGCUGUCAGGCGCUGACAUCAUUGAAACUAACACUUUCAGCAGCACCCGAGUUGCACAGGCUGACUAUGGCCUUGAGCAUUUGGCAUAUCGGUUAAACAGAGUCUCUGCACAGGUAGCCAGAAAAGCAGCAGACACUGUAACUGCUCAGACAGGAAUUAAGAGAUACGUUGCUGGAGCCAUGGGUCCAACAAACAGGACACUCUCUGUGUCACCAUCUGUGGAGAGACCAGAUUACAGGAACAUAACUUUUGAUGAACUGGUUGAAGCCUAUACGGAACAAGCCAAAGGGCUUUUGGAUGGAGGAGUUGAUAUCUUGUUAGUGGAAACCAUAUUUGAUACCGCCAAUGCUAAGGCAGCUCUUUUUGCACUCCAAAUGUUGUUUGAAGAAGAAUAUGCUCCCCGACCCAUAUUUCUUCUUCAAGUCAGAGCGGAAUUACAAUAG
Messenger RNA from Empidonax traillii (willow flycatcher), 704 nucleotides. Its product is annotated as methionine synthase-like. Lineage: Eukaryota; Metazoa; Chordata; Aves; Passeriformes; Tyrannidae. The transcript is spliced from 8 exons. Bases 21 to 704 code for a protein of 227 amino acids. The record is from RefSeq and is a predicted model, not a curated record.